CCUCUGCUAGCCUGGCCCAGCCCUCGGACUGUCAGCGCUCCAGCUGGUGCCGUGACCCCAGCUGCCCUUGAGGUCACCAUGAUGUGGUUCCCCUCAGCUGCAUUCUCCCUGUUCCUGCUGCUGCUGCUGCACCAGGCCCCUACCAGCAGGUCACAGUCUCUGGGUACCAAGAAGCUCCGGCUGGUGGGCCCCGGGAACAGGCCAGAGGAGGGCCGCCUAGAGGUGCUGUACCAGGGCCAGUGGGGCACCGUGUGUGACGAUGACUUUGCUCUCCGGGAGGCCACGGUGGCCUGCCGCCAGCUGGGCUUUGAAGCUGCCUUGACCUGGGCCCACAGUGCCAAGUAUGGCCAAGGGGAGGGACCUAUCUGGCUGGACAAUGUGCACUGUGCAGGCACAGAGAGCUCCCUGGACCAAUGUGGGUCUAAUGGCUGGGGUGUCAGUGAUUGCAGCCAUUCAGAAGAUGUGGGGGUCAUGUGCCACCCCCAGCGCCAGCGUGGCUACCCUUCUGAGAAGGUCUCCAAUGCCCUCGGGCCCCAGGGCCAGUGGCUGGAAGAGGUGCGGCUCAAACCCAUUCUUGCCAGCACCAGGCGGCAUAGCCCAGUGACUGAGGGAGCUGUGGAGGUGAAGUAUGAUGGCCACUGGCGGCAGGUGUGUGAUCAGGGCUGGACCAUGAACAACAGCAGAGUGGUGUGUGGGAUGUUGGGCUUCCCCAGCGAGCAGCCUAUCAACAGCCACUACUACAGGAAAGUCUGGAAUCUGAAAAUGAAGGAUCCCAAGUAUAGGCUCAACAGCCUGGCCAAUAAGAAUUCCUUUUGGAUUCACCGAGUCAACUGCCUAGGGACAGAGCCUCACAUGGCCAACUGCCAGGUGCAGGUGGCUCCAGCACGGGGCAAGCUGCAUCCAGCCUGUCCAGGUGGCAUGCAUGCUGUGGUCAGCUGUGUGGCAGGGCCUCGCUUCCGCCCACCAAAGAUGAAGCCACGACGCAAGGAGUCCUGGGGAGAGGAACCCAGGGUGCGCCUGCGCUCCGGGGCCCAAGUGGGCGAGGGCCGGGUGGAAGUGCUCGUGAACCACCAGUGGGGCACAGUCUGUGACCACAGGUGGAACCUCAUCUCUGCCAGCGUUGUGUGUCGUCAGCUUGGCUUUGGCUCUGCUCGGGAGGCCCUCUUUGGGGCCCAGCUGGGCCAAGGGCUAGGGCCCAUCCACCUGAGUGAAGUACGCUGCAGGGGACAUGAGCGGACCCUCAGUGACUGCCUGGCCUUGAAAGGACCCCAGAAUGGUUGUCAACAUGAGAAUGAUGCUGCUGUUAGGUGCAAUGUCCCUAACAUGGGCUUCCAGAAUCAGGUGCGCCUGGCUGGGGGGCGCAGCCCCGAAGAAGGUGUGGUGGAGGUGCAGGUGGAGGUGAACGGGGUCCAACGCUGGGGGAGCGUGUGCAGUGACCACUGGGGGCUUACUGAAGCCAUGGUGGCCUGCCGACAGCUUGGCCUGGGUUUUGCCAACCAUGCCAUCAAGGAAACCUGGUACUGGCAGGGGACGCCGGGGGCCGGAGAAGUUGUGAUGAGCGGGGUGCGCUGCUCAGGCACAGAGCUGGCCCUGCAGCAAUGCCAAAGGCACGGGCCAGUGCACUGCUCCCAUGGCACCGGGCGCUCAGCUGGAGUCUCCUGCAUGGACAGUGCUCCAGACCUAGUGAUGAAUGCUCAACUGGUGCAGCAGACAGCCUACUUGGAGGACCGCCCACUUAGCCUGCUGUACUGUGCCCAUGAAGAGAACUGCCUCUCCCAGUCUGCUGACCACAUGGACUGGCCCUAUGGACACCGGCGCCUACUGCGCUUCUCCACGCAGAUCUACAACCUGGGUCGAGCUGACUUUCGUCCAAAGACCGGACGCCACAGCUGGAUUUGGCACCAGUGCCACAGGCACUACCACAGCAUUGAGGUCUUCACCCACUAUGACCUGCUUACUCUCAAUGGCUCCAAGGUGGCUGAAGGGCACAAGGCCAGCUUCUGUUUAGAGGACACGAAUUGCCCAACAGGACUGCAGCGGCGCUAUGCGUGUGCCAAUUUUGGAGAACAGGGAGUGACCGUAGGCUGCUGGGAUACCUACCGGCAUGACAUUGAUUGCCAAUGGGUGGAUAUCACAGAUGUGGGCCCUGGGGACUAUAUCUUCCAGGUGGUUGUGAACCCUAAGUAUGAGGUGGCAGAGUCAGAUUUCUCCAACAACAUGAUGCGUUGCCGCUGCAAGUACGACGGGCAGCGGGUCUGGCUACACAACUGCCACACAGGAGAUUCGUACCCAGCCGAUACAGAACACUCCCUGGAGCAGGAACAGCGUCUUAGAAACAACCUCAUCUGAAGACACCACUGCACGUUACCAGCUGCUGUCCACACAUCAGAUACCUCAGCUUUUUGGAGCCAUGCCCUUCAUGGAGCCCUAAUUCAGAGGAAAAGGGGCCAGUGCCAAGGGGCAUCAAGAACCUGCUCAGGAAGCCUUUUGAUGGCAAGAUCACCAAUCCAGAUGGUACUGCUCCCACAGGAUGGCUCUGGCCGGUUCCCUAAGAGCCUGUAGCCUAUAUGCAUCUUGGCCUUGAGGCUUGGCUCAGCUGACCUCUCUUCCAUAAGGAGAACCAAUCUUUCCUGGAUCUUGCUGCAGAGUUCCCGGGUUUAGGAGCUCUCAUUUCCGUAGGGAUGAACUUUGGCCCAGUUUCCCAUCUAAGUGAUGCCUUGCAAAUGUCUUAGAGGAGAAGAAUUCAGAGGACCAAAAUACAUAGCAGGUGGGGUUAGCUCUCUGCUAGGAGCACAGACCAAUAUAACUUGUGUCAAAGUCACAACUAGCAGAGAAGCUGGUGAAUUCUGUCCCUUGCUUCAUAGGUCUUCAUUUAGAACUCACUUCACACACACUGCUAAGAGUCUACUUUUCAGUGUCCUAAUCUUAAUCCUACCCUACACAUGGGUAUUUCUGACUCUCCUGGAAGCUAAGGCCUCAGGCAUCCUUCCUGCCUGAACAGCCAACAUCACCAGUUAAUGAGUGCUUGAGAAGAGGCAAAUUUCACAGAAGUGGCCCAGUGCCUUCCCACAGAGCAACUAAGAGUAGGCCUUAGAAAGACUGUUGAGGUAAUAUGGACCCCACUCCCCACCAAGAAAAAAGUGUGUGCCAUUUAUCUGGCAAGCAAUCCAAUCUCUCUCAGGAUCACUAUAAUCACAGGAUUGGCCUAAAUUCCAAGUCUCAACAAGUGUCUGGAAGGAAUUUUGCAUUGAAUUAAAUUUUGCAAUGGAAAAAAACAUCGGUCAAACAAGCCACUCAUCUCUACAGAAAUACAUAGACAGGUCUGGUAGAAUGAGGGACAGAAAACCACAAAGACUCAAUUUUGUUAAGGAUGGAACCCGUGAAAGAACACCAUCUCUGCUUGAUGUGGUUGUGAUAUGCUCUUGCUCAGGUAGUAUUGUCCCGUGGUCUUCUUGACAUGAUUCUUGAGCUUUUGUCCACUGAGACACACUUAGGAGAUAUCUGUACAGGUCUGACGUCUUAAUGCCAAUAAAGGUUGUUCAUUAUAGACGGCUACAAA
Molecule: messenger RNA, 3559 nt
Organism: Otolemur garnettii (small-eared galago)
Lineage: Eukaryota; Metazoa; Chordata; Mammalia; Primates; Galagidae
Gene: LOXL4
Product: lysyl oxidase like 4
Exons: 15
Coding region: 79-2349 (756 amino acids)
Biological process (GO): dephosphorylation; peptidyl-lysine oxidation
Cellular component (GO): membrane
Molecular function (GO): copper ion binding; phosphatase activity; protein-lysine 6-oxidase activity
Source: RefSeq, a predicted model, not a curated record